GUUACCACUGCUGAACUUCUGCUCUUCUGAUUUGUCGUUCUCUUGCAUAGGUUACUUCAGUGUAAACUCAUCCAAAAUGAAGACUUUGUCACUGAUGUUAUGUGGGCUUCUGUUCGUCAGCCUCACCGGAGCACAUGGACUCAACCUCUUCCAUGAAAACUACGUGGUGGCGAAGAGAAACGACGCCAAGUCGGUCACACUGACCUGCCGCACGAAGGCCAGCGGAGCCGUCACAUGGAAGUUUCACGGUGAUGCGCUGGAGGACGUCGACCUGGAGGACAACUUCCAGCAGACGGGUCUACACCUGGCCGUGUCGUAUGUGGACACCCCCAUGUUGGGAGAAUACAGCUGCUGGAGGGGAACGCAAAUGUUAUCAUCCACUUAUCUGCUGCUGGAAGGCGAGGAGGAAGAAGACUCGGAUUCUCUCUCCAUCAGUUGUCGGGCAAAGUCCUACGACUGUAACUUCAGCUGUGACUGGACCCACAAUGGACAAACAGCAGUGCGCCUUGGACUUGGCCAUGACUGCAGUGAGGGUAGAAGGUCGUGUCACUGGAACAGCGGCGAUCAGCUCGUAGACGGGAGAUUCCAUUUCGAGCUGUCUCACUCGCUCUCGCCAUACGCCGAGGAGAGCACCAUGCUGGAAAUCACUGGCGAGGCCAUCGUCGACCUGUCCGUCGUCAGGAAAACCAAAAGAUUUUACCUCAGGGACAUCGUUCAACCCGAUAGUCCCCAGAUUGUGAAGUGUCAGGAGGGGGAAGAGGACCUGAACGUGACCAUUGACCCCCCGUCCAGCUGGUCAACCCCUCACAGCUUCUUCAGUCUGGAGCACGAGAUCGAAUACUUGUUGAAAGACAACGGCAAGACUGGACGUUCCUCAUCCAUCCUGCUGCCGAAGGGGAUCAGCAAGCUGAGGGUUCGCUCCAGAGACUCGCUGGUGCUCUCAGCCUGGAGCCAGUGGACCGCCUGGAAAAAUGUGAGAACAGGGACAAAGGACCUAUGUAAAUGCAAAAACAAAGCAAGAUCUUGCUGCCCAGAGUUGCCACCUGGAUUCUUGGACAAAUGCAAGGGACGGGAGAAAAAAAAGAACAAAAAUGCAAAGAAAAAACAUGCAAUUUAUAAAGAAGAUGCUCAAUAAGAACAUGCAUUGUAACUGGGAUUCUGCUGGUGUACAAACUUUUUUUAUCCGGGAAUAGUGGACACAUAUUGGGUGUAUUUAACUGAUGUUAUUAAAUUGUAUUUGUCAAACUAAGAUACAACAUUGGGGAUGGUGCAACACAUAUA
Molecule: messenger RNA, 1281 nt
Organism: Anoplopoma fimbria (sablefish)
Lineage: Eukaryota; Metazoa; Chordata; Actinopteri; Perciformes; Anoplopomatidae
Gene: il12b2
Product: interleukin-12 subunit beta
Exons: 8
Coding region: 77-1135 (352 amino acids)
Molecular function (GO): protein binding
Source: RefSeq, a predicted model, not a curated record